Molecule: messenger RNA, 4089 nt
Organism: Mus musculus (house mouse)
Lineage: Eukaryota; Metazoa; Chordata; Mammalia; Rodentia; Muridae
Gene: Kcnk6
Product: potassium inwardly-rectifying channel, subfamily K, member 6
Exons: 3
Coding region: 40-981 (313 amino acids)
Biological process (GO): potassium ion transmembrane transport; potassium ion transport
Cellular component (GO): late endosome membrane; lysosomal membrane; membrane
Molecular function (GO): potassium channel activity
Source: RefSeq, marked validated
GGGGGCCACGUCAGCGGGUGUCGGGGCUGUACGGGCACCAUGCGGCGGGGCGCGCUCCUGGCUAGCGCCCUGGCCGCCUACGCCGGGUACCUGGCGCUGGGCGCGCUGCUUGUGGCGCGGCUGGAGCGGCCUCACGAAGCCCGGCUGCGGGCAGAACUGGGGACCCUGCGGGAGCAGCUGCUACAGCACAGCCCGUGCGUGGCGGCUCACGCCCUGGAUGCCUUCGUGGAGCGGGUGCUGGCGGCCGGACGGCUGGGGCGCGCAGCGCUCGCCAACGCCUCGGGAGCUGCCAACGCUUCGGACCCUGCGUGGGACUUCGCCUCGGCGCUCUUCUUCGCCAGCACGCUUGUCACCACCGUGGGCUAUGGCUACACGACCCCACUGACAGAUGCUGGCAAAGCCUUCUCCAUCGUCUUUGCACUCCUGGGCGUGCCUAUCACCAUGCUACUUCUGACUGCCUCAGCCCAGCGCCUGUCACUGCUGCUCACCCACGCACCCCUGUCCUGGCUGAGCCUGCACUGGGGCUGGCCCCCGCAGCGGGCAGCCCGCUGGCACCUGGUGGCCCUGCUGAUGGUCAUAGUGGCUAUAUUCUUCCUGGUACCGGCCGCGGUCUUCGCCUACCUUGAAGAGGCCUGGAGUUUUCUGGAUGCUUUCUAUUUCUGCUUCAUCUCUCUGUCCACCAUUGGCCUAGGGGACUACGUGCCUGGGGAAGCCCCAGGCCAGCCUUACCGGGCCCUCUACAAGGUGCUUGUCACAGCGUACCUCUUCCUCGGCCUGGUUGCCAUGGUGCUCGUGUUGCAGACUUUCCGCCGUGUUUCCGACCUCCAUGGCCUCACAGAACUCAUCUUGCUGCCCGAUCCGGACCCUGCCAGCCUCAGCCAGGAUGAGGAUGAUCAGGUGGCCGUUCUGGAUGCCCGGACAGAUCUACAUCAGCACCUCUCUGCUGCCUCCCACGCUGACUACGCCUCCAUCCCCAGGUAGCUGUCGACCUGGACACACCUGGGCAGGGGCUUUGAGCCCCAUGUGACUAGAUCAACUGGAAUGCCCAGACACACUCUCCUGUCUUUUCACAGAGCUCCACUGGGAGGUGAGGAGUAGUCCCUCUGCUCCUAUGUCCUCUGCUCCUCAGGGCACUGACACAGUCAUUUUCUCCUCCUUCCUUUUCUCCCUUUUCUUCUCAGACUCAGACCACGUGGGCUUUCUGACUUUGUUGGUGAGAGUAGUGGUUUAUACAAUUUUUUUGUUUUGUUUUGUUCUUGUUGUUUUUCUAUGUCUCGCUCUCUUGCAUAGCUCAUCCGGCACACCUAGUUCUUCUGGGCUCUGGGCCUGGACUCCACUUUAGCCUCUGUAUUAGUGGCUUUGUCUUGGCCAAAUGAUUUCCCCAUUCUAAACCUUUAUAUCCCAGCCAUAAGAUGCAAAGAAUGUUCAAACUCAUCCACAGACCUUCACUUCUGCCAUGCUUUUCUGUGCUAGGCACACAGUAGUAGAUGUGGCUUGGGCUCUGCUCUUAUUGGGGUGACCAGCCAGUGAGGUAAACUGACUGACUUGCUGUCCCUUGAUGGUGACAAACUCCAGUGGGCACUGGAAGAGGCAGAGUGGUCAGGACUGAGGAGUGGACCUGAAAUGUCCAGGUGGGCUUUCCUGGAAAACGGGACAAGAACUAACCCAAGACCUGCCAGUCAAGAGAAGAAAUUCUGCCUUCUUCUCAGGUGUCUAUGGGCCGUAGGGCCUGUGGGAAGAGGCCUGCAAGGGGCCAGCAUCUCCCUCAACGACUUAACAGGCAAGGAACUGACCCAGGAUAUGAGCCCAGAUCCAAGUGGCGUGAGAGGGGUAACUUAGCCUGGUCCUAUGGUGAUGCUCUGUGUACCGGGGCACUGACUGAUGGCCUUUCUGGGCAUGCCCUGUAACUGGGCCAUAUUUUGCCAAUGCAUUUGGACAGUCACUCUACCUUUGGGACUCUGUGUCUGCUAAAUGGGGAAUCAUAAUGCUACUCCAAAAGUUGACAUCAACCAGGUGCAGUACUGGGUACCAGUAGCCUGAGCUGAAGCAGGAGGCUUGAGAGUUCAAAGGCAGGAUGGGAUACACAGCAGGAGCCAGGUGAUAAAAUAAGCUAAGCAAUAUAAUAAUAAUAAUAAUAAUAAUAAUAAUAAUAAUAAUAAUAAUAAAAUCACAGGAAUAUAGUGCCAAGCUAAAGGGGAGUAGGCUACAGAAGGAUAUACAGUCCUUGGGGUUGGAAAUUACUUAUACAAUUGUAUCACUUAAGGAUUUUGACUGCAACUGACAAAAGCCAGACUGAAACAACCUGAUUGUUCAAUUGUAACUGGACAGAACCCGGGUGGGGAGAGACUGAGCUUGAUGCUCUGCAUGGCUACAGAAGGGGUGGUGGCCGUGGGUUCAGCCUCUCUUCUCCCCAUAGCAGACUUAGCUCUCAUAUGUGUUCUCCUCCUGGUGUCUAAUGGUUGCCACAGACCCAGGCAUCGAAACCAGACGUGUUAUUUCUAGUGCAAGCAAUAGAAACUUCAAGCAGUAUUCUGAGAACUUUAAGGAAGGCUGGCUCAGUACCAAACCACUGUAGAAAGUCACACGGGGGAACUGGGUGUGUUGGCAUACAGCUACCCUAGCACUGUGGAGGGUGUGCCUGGAGAGUCCUGAGGCUAGGCUAGCCUGGGCAACCGAUAAUGACACCACAAAACUCCAAAGGGAGCUAGGAAUGUUCACAGUGGUGGAACACGUCUGCCUCAGGUGCUAAAGAAAACAAUUUACAAUUAUAGGUGCUGGGAAGAUGGCUUAGCCAGGCAGGCUCAAAAACCUGAGUUUCUCCCCAGUCCCUACAUAGAAAAUGCUAGAUGUCAUGUCAUGGUGCUGCCCUUUAAUCCCAGCAUCUGGAGGCAGAAGCUGGUAGAAUUUCUGCGAGUUCAAGGCCAGCAUGGUCUACUUAGUGAGUUUGAGGACAAUUAGGGCUACAUAGUAAGACCCUGCAUCCACAAAAUAACUAAAAACUAAAAAUAGUGUGACAAGUGAUUAGGAAAAAAGUAGAUAUUAAACUCUAGCUUCCAUGUGUAAACUCACACACACUUAAAAGUCUGAGGCAGCAAAAUAUUUUUUUGGCGGGGGGCUGGUUUCAAGACAGGGUUUCUCUAUGUAGCCCUGGCUAUCCUGGAACUCACUUUGUAGACCAGGCUGGCCUUGAACUCAGAAAUCUGCCUGCCUCUGCUUCCUAAGUGCUGGGAUUAAAGGUAUGCACCACCACACCCGGCUUCAUAAUGAGUUAUUUCUCUACCAGUGAAAUGAGUCAGUUCAAGCCAGCUUGGAUUAUAUUGAAGGCAGGUUUAUUGGGAAACUGGCCUUGGUUGAGUUCACUGGCCCCAAGGAUUGAGCCCAGGGGAAUUGCCAUUGGAGGUGGUAUGGGGAGAAAAGACACAUGUGCACACAUACACAGGGGGAAAGACAGAUGUCUGAAUUAUAUAGGGAGGAGCCUGGGGGGGGGGGGGAGAACAGCCCAGCCCCUGAGCUAAAAAGUUCAAGCUUGGGGUCAGGAUAUGUCAGGUAGGGACUGAGGGAUGCUGGGAGAACCUGGAGGCCAGGUCUGCUCUGAUAUGUAAAAUGCAUACCUCAAUCCCUUGUCCCAGGGUCCAAAACCAAAGUACCCAAAGUACAAUUGAUUUCUCAAGUCUUUAUCUGCAUAUAGGCUAUGCACGAACUAGCAAUAUGUGGAUGUGCAUAUGUGUGAGUCUUCCACCCUACACAAAGGUUACCAGCAAUGGGAAGUGAUGACUAUUCCUGGUUCUGAAAGCAGAACUCUGUGAGUUUGAACCCUUGUCCUUGUAUUUCACUUGUGCCUCAGAUUGCUUAUUUAUGAAAGGGUAUUUGUACAGCACUACCUCGUGGACUGGAACACCCAGCCGUCUAAUGCUUGUAACUCUUACCCUACAGCACCAUCAGGGAGUCAAUAAAGUGCCUGACCCGUCCCUCGAUCUGAACUCUGUUCUUAGCAAGGAAGGUCACGUAAAAUAGAAAUGCGUGACUUUUGGGAUAGCAUUGGAAAUGUAAAUGAAGAAAAUACCUAAUUAAAAAAAAAAAGAAAUGCGU